Messenger RNA from Dovyalis caffra, 804 nucleotides. The record is from the annotation of a GenBank genome assembly. Lineage: Eukaryota; Viridiplantae; Streptophyta; Magnoliopsida; Malpighiales; Salicaceae.
AUGGCCCCUUUCAAGGAGGGGAUCUAUUCAGUUGAGUUCAAUGCAUCACUUUCAACUCUACAAGCAUUCUCUCUUUGUAUAGCAGUUCUAGAUGGUAAAAAACUAUGCGAGAUGUCAGAAUCUAGCAACUUGUCUGAAGAAAAAACUUCUCUGGAAACAAUACUGUCACAAAAUGAUGGAAUAAGGGCUCCAAAUGGAAUUGUCGAGGAGGUCCCUGCAAGAUAUGUCUCAUAUCCACCCCUCUCUCCUGUAGGAAGGUAUAUACAUGGAUUAGCUGCUCAUGGAAUUCAUUACUUACAUAGGCCUGGACCAACACUUCAGGAUGCUGGCUUUUUUCUUCUUCCUGAACUUGGUCAGGACAAAGCUUAUGGCUCAAAACUUGCCAGGCUGCCCCAUCCAGAGAGUGCAAUUGAAUUGCUUGUGAUCAACUUUUCCAGAGGGGUUAACUAUGGCUGUGGUGAUUUAAUUUUUUCAUCACACAUGAUAUUUACCAUCGUCUUUGUGCGUGCAUACCACAAAUAUGGCACGAAGAGGUGCAUCAAGCAGUUUGCUUGGUUACUUGCUGUGGUUCAGAGCCUUCUUAUUGUAGCAUCUCACAAACAUUACACGGUUGACGUUGUUGUUGCAUGGUAUACUGUACAUUUGGUAACGUUCUUUAUUGACAAGAAGCUGCCAGAUUUAGCCGAGCGGCCUAAUGGAUUAACAUCUCUGCCACUGCUACCUCAGAUUAGAGAAAAGGAUAGUAAAAACAAAGAAGAGCACCACAUAGUACUAACUGGGGUAUCCGUUGAGACUGAGGGUUGA